UAUCUCAUGUGAUCAGAACAGCAGUAAAUUCAUAGAAGAAGAAGUAGGGGCCACUGCAUCCAUAUUUAUUCCUACAUCCCAAUAUAAUCCUUCGCAACCGGAACCGUUUUCCAAUAGCCAAGGACCCCUAGCUUCCACUUCUCAGUACCAUCCUCUCUACUAUUCUUCCUCUCUAUCUUUCUCUCUCUCUCUGCUCCUUUUCCACUGAAAAAGAUGAUGAACACAUCGCACAACACCGAAACCUAUGCUGCCUCACCUUUCAUGUCCUUUGUAGGGAUAGAAGGCAGCGGCAGUACUCAUGCAAGCCAAAAGCAGCAACUUUGGGACUGGGACUCCUCUAAUACCUUCUCCUCCACCACCCACAGCCUCCCUUUCUACACUACUCACACCAUUCCUACGCUAUUAGAUGCCCCACCUCCUUCCCUCUUCACCAUCAACAACCCCUUACCCUUCUACUUCCCUCCCCCACCGCCACCUCCUCCUCCACCAUCAGCCAACAUCAUCCCCGACUACCCUCGCGCCUCCGGUUUCUUCAAGCUUGAGGAUGGUCUCACUGCCGGAGGCUAUGGCGGGCUGGCUGGCGCUCGCAUCGGCCUCAACCUCGGCCAUCGAACUUACUUCUCCUCCGUCGAUCAUCAGCUGAUGUUAUUCGGAAGGUCGGCGCACCACCAGCCGCCACGGUGUCAAGCCGAGGGCUGUCGUGCCGACCUCUCUGGUGCAAAGCACUACCACCGUAGGCAUAAGGUGUGUGAUUUCCAUUCCAAGGCCCCAGUCGUUUUCUUCCCUGGCGGGCUGCAACAAAGGUUCUGCCAGCAGUGUAGCAGAUUCCAUGGCCUAGCUGAAUUUGACGACACCAAGCGUAGCUGUCGAAAGCGCUUAGCUGAGCACAAUCGCCGCCGGAGGAAGCCACAAGCCCAACCCCCGGCGAAGGGUGGCUCAUCUUCAUCAGUAGCUCCAACUAUCAAAGCUAAAGAAGAAAACAAAGUAACAUCAGGAACAAAAACCAGCAAGCAACUCUCGAGUAUUAUCAAACCCAACAACACCAUACCACCUAUUCUGAGCAGCAGCAACAUUAGCUUAGAAGGGCAGCAGAAGAAAGCACUGACUCCAUUUACUAGUGGCUCAGCUCUAUCGCUCGGGGGAAUUGGCGGUUCCACGACUCAUGAGCAACAAAGAGUCUCUACUUUUAUGUCAGCAGAAGAGAAAGCUUCUCAAUAUCAACAACAAUUCCAAGGUCACUUCGCAUCUCCUUGCUCAUCUUCCAACACUUUCUUCCCUCACCAAAACUUCUUCAAUGAGGGAACUCAUUCAGGCGGAGGAUCAGAGAUGGCUCAUCACAAUCAGAGCAGCAUUCUUCAGCUCGGGCAGGCUAUGUUCGAAUGGGACUUUAUUUGAAGCUUUAGUAGCAGAAUAUCUUCUAUAUAUUGCUCUUUCAUAAAUGUUUUACUCAUGAAUAAAAUUCAGUUCCAUUUUCAAUAAUUCAUGAUGUAUGUCAGUGUGAGUUCCUUAAUUACCUUUUGCUCCCAUUUUAUCAUAAGCCUUGUACACGUUAACUGACAGUUCGUAGUCUCUAUAAAUAUGGUGCAUUUAGUGAUAGAGAGGCAUGCAGGGCAUUGUUAUUAAUGGGACCUUUCAUGCCCACAUGUAUCCCGUUUGUUUUUUUAGGUGUGACCAUAUCAGCACCAAUGCACCG
This is a messenger RNA of Dendrobium catenatum, 1693 nucleotides long. Its product is annotated as squamosa promoter-binding-like protein 10. The coding region runs from base 214 to 1395 and encodes 393 amino acids. NCBI's taxonomy places the organism in Eukaryota, Viridiplantae, Streptophyta, Magnoliopsida, Asparagales, Orchidaceae. Gene Ontology annotation, cellular component: nucleus. The record is from RefSeq and is a predicted model, not a curated record. Gene Ontology annotation, molecular function: DNA binding. The transcript is spliced from 3 exons.